Saccostrea cuccullata (small rock oyster) is the source of this 977-nucleotide messenger RNA. Its product is annotated as HHIP-like protein 1. The record is from RefSeq and is a predicted model, not a curated record. The coding region runs from base 1 to 630 and encodes 209 amino acids. Lineage: Eukaryota; Metazoa; Mollusca; Bivalvia; Ostreida; Ostreidae. The transcript has 5 exons.
AUGAUUAGGAGGUCAGGAUAUCGAGCUGCAGUUAACGGUCCAGAAGUUUUCCCCAUUCAUUCUUACCCUCACAGGGUGGGAAAGUCAAUUACUGGGGGUCAUUUCUAUAGGGGCUGUCUGAAUCCUAAUCUCAAUGGAUUCUACAUCUUUGGAGACUUCAUGAAUGGCCGAUUGUUCCGCCUUCUCCAUGACCGCCAAACAAAUACCUGGAAUAACAAGGAGUUAAACAUGUGUGGCCCAGAGAUGUGUACCCCACCCCUGAUCAAUUAUUACGAGCCUCAUAUUCUGUCAUUUGGAGAGGAUGAAGGAGGUGAAGUGUACAUGCUGUCUACUGGACGGGCUAGCUCAGCAGACUCCAGUGGAAAAGUCUACAGAAUCGUGGACCCAGCGAGGAGAGGUAACCCUGAGCAAUGUGCCUCAGCUAGAUUGAGUGGACCCCUCCCAACACCACCCCUCUUCACCACUAGUCUCCCCAUUGUAACCCCGCCCACCACCACAACACGGCGUCCAAGCAGGGCCACAAGUACGGCGUCUCCAGUGACCACCACGACUUCGGGCAGAGUUGGUAUGUUACGGCAUGCAUGGGGCACUGCUGUAGCAAUUGUGAUGGCUUUCUGUCUAAACUCAUGAUGACAUUUUUGUCUACUAAUUUUAGAUCUGUAACUUGGGACUUUGUUUAAAAAGGGUACAUUGAUGGUAUCUAGAAGUUAGGUUGUAGAACUUUCCUUGUGAUAGAUAUAUUUAACAAGUCCCAUCUCAAUGUAGUUUAAGAACAAGUUGUUGAUUUGUAUGUAGUUGUUGGUUUACAAUGUCUUUUCUAGUCAAUCAAAAUCAGUAUUAGAUACCAGGAGAUAAAAUUAUCCCACCCAGUGUAUUAUUUUACUAAUGAAUAGCUUGACUUGUCCCCUUUGUGAAAUCCAGUGUCUCAUAAAGUUUUAUUUUUCUACCUAGGCCCGUCCCCUGUGUGAAUUCCACCA